AUGGCCUCUGCAUUUCCGCUUCCACGAGCUCGGCCGCGCCCUCGACCGAUAGCCCACGCUCGGCUAUUCUAUACCACCGCAUUGGUCUUGACGGUGUUCGCAUGUUAUUCCUUCGUCAAGAACUCCACACCAGCUAUUCAAGAGCGCAAUGCAAGACUCGUCCUCCGUGCGCUGGAGCAUCAGGAUGUCGAGUGUCGGCUGGUGCACGGCACGGAAAAGAGCAAGCAAUGCGACUUCGUACGGGCGAACUGUCCGGAUGAAGAGGCGGGUCUGUUCUCAUAUCUGCAGAUGUACUAUUGCGACCUGGCCAAUGCGAAACCUGUCGGCAUGACCAUCAUCAUUCUGUGGGUCAGUCUGCUGUUCAGUACCAUCGGUAUCGCUGCCUCAGACUUUCUCUGUAUCAACCUCAGUACCAUAGCAGCCCUGCUUGGAAUGAGUGAGAGUCUUACUGGCGUCACAUUCCUGGCCUUCGGCAAUGGCAGUCCUGAUGUCUUCUCUACAUUUGCCGCCAUGAGCACGAAUAGUGGCAGCCUAGCGGUCGGAGAACUGAUCGGCGCUGCGAGCUUUAUAACAGCUGUUGUGUCCGGGUCCAUGGCUAUUACGAAGCCGUUCAAGGUGGCCAAGAAAGCAUUCAUCAGAGACGUCCUCUUCUUUGCAGUCGCAGCAAGCUUCAGUCUGGUAUUCAUGGCGGAUGGCAGUCUACGACUUUGGGAAUGCAUUGUCAUGAUCGCAUUCUACGUGUUCUAUGUCUGCUUCGUUGUUGCGUGGCACUGGUACCUGACAAGGUCAAGACGGAUCAAGCUAGCUGAGACUGCAGCCCGGAUGCAGCUUCACAUCCCCGAGCAGCAAGAAUUGGAAGCACCGGCAAUCGAGAUCGAUGAGGAAGCCAGACCUGCGACUGAGCGAUCGCCCCUCAUGCGUGGCCAGUCUACCGAUUCUGUUUACACCCUGCAUGCCGAAACUCCUGCCUGGAGAUCACAGGAGGACGAGGACGAUGAAACGAGAGACAGAUAUCUGGCUGAGCUGCAGAGCAACAUGCGACUCGACAGGAGCCGAAGUACUCGCCGGAACACUAUGACGCCUAUCAGACCUAGCCUGGUUGGUGCUCUUGAGUUCCGGUCUGUACUAAGCUCGCUGGAGAAGAAGGGAACAAACCAGCCCAUUAGCCUUACUCGAUAUUCAGACGAUCCCUCUUUUCAGCUUGGAGCUACGCAGGAUACGUCAGCAUCACAGCCAGAUCUGCUCGAUCUUGGGCCUGCGAUUGAAGCUCCUCGGAAGACCAGUGCCAGCGGGUCAGGGCGCAAUAGGGCCGUGUCUGCCAAUGAUGCGGCAAGCCUUCACAUUAGCACGGAUCUCUUGACACCUGUGAUCAGUAAUGAAGAGGCUGUCUUCAGUGCAACUCCGCAACCGUCACCUGGAGUUGCUCAUCAACGACCGAGUGCUAGGUUCCUUCGACCGCUCCAGACCGGACAGUCCGAGUCGCCCAAGCUGGUGGUAUCCGGGGCUGACGAAGGGGCUGGAGAGUCUCAGGAAACUCCCAGAUCAGCGAACCUUCUGGCACCUCCGAUGAACACAUUCCACAGCCCACGCUAUGAUGAGGGUCGUCAGGCUCCUCGAAGUCCAAUCAUGUCUCCGUUGUCGCCUGGUUCAGGCUUGCAGGUCCCAGUGCUACACAGUCCCCACCCCGAGACAUAUCAUCACGGCGUCUCCAAAGGUGCCGUGAGCUCGGAGGCGGAAGAUCGGUCAAGACCCUCUUCUCGAUCGAGGAGUGCGUCAACUGUUUCAUCAAGGUCGGCAAGUGUCAGAAGCAUUCGGCUUCCAGCGCCAAGCAUAUCUCCUGAGUCAACGCAUGAAUUGAUUAUAAUCGAUGAUGAUGAAUCAGAACACGACCCUCGCCCACUCAGAUGGUGGCCGUAUCGGAUUCUGCCUGCACCAGAUGAGCUUGGAGCUACGCUCUUCCCGACUCUUUUUGGCUGGAAGAAAAAGAGCUGGACAGACAGGAUUCUUGGUGUUGUGACUGCGCCGAGUGUCUUCCUUCUCACCAUCACACUGCCCGUGGUCGAUUCAGAUGGAAGUGAAGCGCAUCCAGAAACUACGACUGGCGCCCCAACGCCCGCUAUUGAGCCACAGGCCCACAGACCAAGUUUGAGUGUAAUCCCUCCCGACACGCCGGCCGCUACGCCCAAGAUGGGUCCCGAGUCGUCGCCACACCCGCAUCGACAACACAAUAGGACCGUCUCUGAUGCAAUGCCGAACAUGACGUUGACCACCAGUAAUGACGCAGGGCCUCAGGAGUGGAAGCGAUGGCUUGUCUUUGUGCAGGUCUUUACUGCGCCCUUCUUCACAACGACCAUCAUCUGGGCGAACAUGGAUGACGACCACUCCCUCCGGCUGUACCUGCGUCUUGCACUGGGCUCGAUCGUCUUUUCCCUCGUACUGUUACUGGUUCUUCUCAUCACCACCACAUCCGACCGUGUACCCAAGUUCCGGCCCUUGCUCUGUUUUCUUGGCUUCCUUGUCGCGAUUGCCUGGAUAAGCACCAUCGCAAAUGAGGUCGUCGGUGUACUGAAGGCCAUAGGAGUAAUCCUCAAUAUGUCGGACGCCAUUCUCGGUCUCACCAUCUUUGCCGUCGGCAACUCACUGGGUGAUCUUGUGGCAGACAUUACUGUUGCGAAGCUCGGAUAUCCAGUGAUGGCGCUCAGUGCAUGCUUUGGCGGGCCGAUGCUCAAUAUUCUUUUAGGUGUUGGGCUGAGUGGGACGUAUCUGACAAUCAGGAGUGGUGAGCACAGAGCACACAAGCAUCACAGCAAGCAUGUCAGGUUCAAGCCUUAUGAGUUGGAAAUCAGCACGACAUUGAUGAUCAGUGGCAUUACUUUACUGGUGACGCUGCUGGGGCUGUUGAUUGUGGUGCCACUGAACGGCUGGCGCAUGGAUCGGAAGGUUGGGAUAGGGCUGAUUUCAUUGUGGUGUUUGAGUACACUCGGAAAUGUCAUUGUGGAAGUUUUGGGUUUCGGCGGCGAUUUGGAAUAG
This is a messenger RNA of Cyphellophora attinorum, 3030 nucleotides long. Its product is annotated as putative cation exchanger C3A12.06c. Lineage: Eukaryota; Fungi; Ascomycota; Eurotiomycetes; Chaetothyriales; Cyphellophoraceae. The record is from RefSeq and is a predicted model, not a curated record. Gene Ontology annotation, biological process: intracellular calcium ion homeostasis; transmembrane transport; monoatomic cation transport. The transcript has a single exon. Gene Ontology annotation, molecular function: monoatomic cation transmembrane transporter activity. The coding region runs from base 1 to 3030 and encodes 1009 amino acids. Gene Ontology annotation, cellular component: membrane.